UGUGCUUUUCUGUUAUCUGGCAGGACAGAUCUAUCCCAGAACCUUCAGAGUUCACGACUCCCAACAGAUGGUGUGGGUCCUGAAUGGGAAUUCUUUAACAGCAGUUCCUGCUAGCAACAACGCCAAGCCUGUCAUUCUGAACUUGAUAGCAUGUAGAGACACGGAAUUACAAGAUGUGGAAAAAGGCAAUCUAGUUUUCCUGGGAAUCAAGAGCAAAAAUCUGUGUCUCUUCUGCAAGGAAAUCGACGGCAAACCCACUUUGCAGCUUAAGGAUGUAGACAUCAUGGAUGUGUACAAUGAGAGCAAAGCGCCGAAAGCCUUUCUCUUCUACCACGGCACAGAGGGCUCCACGUCCGUCUUUCAGUCAGUCUCCUAUCCUGGCUGGUUCAUAGCCACCUCUCCCACAGCAAGACAGACAGUCACUCUCACACAGAAGAGGGGUGAGGUAAACAACACUAACUUCUACUUAGAGCCUGAGAAUUAAACCCAGCGUGGCCCAUCUGUGGACAAUUCCAGGACAAAGAUUCAAAUGGUUGGAGAAUCUUCUACUUGAAAACACAGCAAGACAUCUUCAAAGACCCCCGUGCCACCUCGUCUCCAGACACCCAUUUCUGAAGUGUCACCCAUUUGAACAUCAUUCCAACAUGAAGCCCAGGAAUCUUGUAUUCUUGUACCCUCUUCUGACCUUGGUCCACUAUCCACUCAGCUAUCCAGUCCAGUCCAGCCACAGUCUUCUUACGUGC
Messenger RNA from Acomys russatus (golden spiny mouse), 743 nucleotides. It is a transcript of the gene Il36b, whose product is annotated as interleukin 36 beta. The record is from RefSeq and is a predicted model, not a curated record. Gene Ontology annotation, biological process: cellular response to lipopolysaccharide; positive regulation of gene expression; inflammatory response to antigenic stimulus. Lineage: Eukaryota; Metazoa; Chordata; Mammalia; Rodentia; Muridae. The transcript is spliced from 3 exons. Gene Ontology annotation, molecular function: interleukin-1 receptor binding; cytokine activity. The coding region runs from base 68 to 484 and encodes 138 amino acids.